Dendronephthya gigantea is the source of this 681-nucleotide messenger RNA. Its product is annotated as EGF-like repeat and discoidin I-like domain-containing protein 3. Lineage: Eukaryota; Metazoa; Cnidaria; Anthozoa; Malacalcyonacea; Nephtheidae. The record is from RefSeq and is a predicted model, not a curated record. The transcript is spliced from 5 exons. The coding region runs from base 229 to 681 and encodes 150 amino acids.
UGUGAACUUCAGUGCGCUGUAAACCGUUUUUGUGUUGCAUAUAAUUACAAGAAAAAAGUGGAUGAAAAGGAGAUCAACUGUCAGCUAACCGACACAGCUGAUCCUGAUUUUGACAAACAUGAUGUUGCCAAGAACGAACCAGUGUGGACGUUUUACAAGAUUAACGUCGACAGAAGUCACAUUGAAACCUGCCAGGGAGAAGUUUAUGAAUUUCAAAAUGGUGGAAACAUGAUUUGGGUUCCAGACAAACAAUAUUUUUGUCAAUGUUUGGAAUGUUACGAAGGAAGACUUUGCGAAAAAGUCACUCGGAGGGCUCUCGGGAUGGAAAACGGUCAAAUUCGUGAUAACCAAAUCACGGCAUCAAGCGAAUACGAUAGUUGGCAUCGUGUGGCAAAUGGAAGAUUAAAUUUCACGCCGCGAAUAAGUACCCAAGGACGCAAUGGAGGGAAUCAGUUUGUUAAAAGCUACAACGUCUCUUCCAGCCAAGAUGGGAAAAUUUUCCAGGUCUAUACCACAGGAGAAACAGUGAAGGAAUUUCAAGGUAACAGCGACGUAGAUUCCAUUGUUCAUCACCAGGUUUUUCCUCUCAUUUCCGCUCGCUUCAUUCGUCUUCAUCCAACGGCUUGGAAAAACUGGAUCUCGAUGAGAGUUGAAUUUUAUGGCUGUUAUAUAGCUAAGUAA